Messenger RNA from Aspergillus calidoustus, 627 nucleotides. Lineage: Eukaryota; Fungi; Ascomycota; Eurotiomycetes; Eurotiales; Aspergillaceae. The record is from the annotation of a GenBank genome assembly.
AUGAGGAUCUCCCUCAACACCUCCACGAACCACCAGGUCAAUUGGCGGCCAAAAUCGCGUUACAUAAUGCGCUCCCUCACAUUAUCGCCCGUGCUGGCCUCUUUGGCAAAUGUUUUCAAAAUCCCCGCUUCGCAGACCAUCCUCCGCCCAGCGGUCCCCCUUCUCAAUCAGACCACGAUCUCGAAGCCAUUGACACCAGGAAGACAAGAAAGCAAAGCGACGUUUUCAACAUCAUCGCCUCUGCUCAAGCAGAAGGGUCGCACAUAUGUUGACAAGAGAAUUACUUUAAUCCGCUAUUUCCUCCACCACCCUCUGACCCCGCGCCCCCUCCGCUUCAGUCGAGGCCGUUAUCUCCGUCACUGGACAAUUCACCGCGCCUGGCAACUCUACCAGGCCAACCGCCGCCGCGCCAAGCAACUCGAACUCCAGCGACAAUGGCAGGCUAUGAACGCUGCCUGUGAGGAGCUGCGGACGGGAGCUGGGGAUGGUGGAAAAUUGUUCAGGAAGAGUAUGAUCAAGACGAGGGUGUUUAGGGAUAUGUUUCCGAUUGAGUAUGGGCGGUUGCAGACUGAAGGGCCAGGAGAGGGAUGGAAUCAUGACUGGAAGCGACCGCAGCCGAAGAGGUAA